This is a messenger RNA of Geodia barretti, 795 nucleotides long. Lineage: Eukaryota; Metazoa; Porifera; Demospongiae; Tetractinellida; Geodiidae. The record is from the annotation of a GenBank genome assembly.
AUGAAGCUUCGACUCGAUGACGGCUGCGAGCUGUUCUACACCAUAGACGACUUUACCGACCCGUGGACCGAGCCUCAAACCGUGGUAAUGCACCACGGUAUGGCCAAAAACAAUAAGCUCUGGUUCGGCUGGGUCCCCAUCAUCGCGAGACACUACCGCGUGAUCCGCUUCGACAUGCGCGGCAUGGGUCAGUCCGACGUCCCCGAACCCGGCUUUCCCUUUUCAGUAGACAAUUUCGCCAAAGACCUCGCCGAGUUUGUCGACAAGCUGGGCCUGGAUAAGUUCCACCUCAUCGGCGAAACCGUCGGCGGCAGCAUUUCCAUGCGUUACGCAACCAUGCACCAGGAGCGGUUGCUCUCCCUCACCGCCUGCACCUCUCCCACCAGCUUCAACGACGCCCACCACGCCGAAUCUGCCGUCCAGAUCGAAAACGAGGGCAUCGGCGCGUGGGUCGAAAGCAGCAUCGGUCGCCGCCUUGACCCGCAGAUCGUCGACCCCCACUACACCCGCUGGUACGCCGAGCAGAUGAAGGCCACCACACCGCAUGUCGUUGCCGGCUUCCAGGCUCAGGCGUCGGGCGAUCUGCGCCCGCUUCUCAAGGAUGUUCAGACCCCAACCUUGAUCAUCGCCGCCGCCGCCUUGCGUGAAGAAGUGUUGGGCGAUUUCCGCGGCGCCUCCGACGUGUUCCCCAACGGACGCUCCGUCGUGUUUCCCGGCGUCUCAGGUUUCGUGCAACACGUCCUGCCGGUUCCCUGCGCCCGCGUCUGGCUGGACUUCGCCCGCAGUUUGGGAUAA